UUGCAACUGUCCUUCGACGCGCUUCCGGCUUCCGGGCCGGAAGCGCGCGCGUGAUGGCUGUGGUCAAUGCGCCUUGCUGGGAUUCUGGCUCUUACGCUGGUGCAUGGAGAGGCAGAGGACAAUGCCACCUGCGUCGACCUGUUGACUCUGCCCCGGGAGGACUCGUCGAGCCAAUGCUACCGCGGCGAUUGCAGCUGUCAUCUCGCUGUAGAGGAGGUUGUGUGGCAAGUGCUACGCCCUCUCGAGGAUGGCUCGGCUGGUCUCGAGUACCACUCCCGCACACUCACGCCCACCUUGGGCGCGUGGAUGGAUCAGGCCGCUGCCUUUCUGGAAGGCGGAGAGCCUCUGGAUGCCGGUUUCCGGGCCAUGUGGCUGGAGCUGGCGGUUCACCCCUCAGCACUGUGCCAAAGAGCCCAGACCCUGCUGACGCAACUCUGGUCUGUGCUUGCCGCACUGGCUGCAUGCUUCGCCGCAGAGGUGCCAGAUGCCGGCGCAGGCCAGUCAGCCCUGUGCCUUGAGAAACUUCGGAUUACGCAAGCUCUUGCCCAUGACCAUGGAGGAGUUUGGAGCAGGCCCUUUUGGCUUCCCCUGGGCAAUCCGCUGAAGGACGCGGCCGAGUUUGCGGUUGCCUCGCGCGCAUCUUCAGCCACACGCUGGCAGCGCGUGUCGCCGGAGCUCAUGAGGAAUGCGUAUUUGGACUUCAACGCUAUCAUCACCGCUCUGUUCAAGGAGGUUUGGACAGAUGAGCAGACAUGGCUACAGCAAAUGGAGGAGUCCUAUUCGGCACCAGCGUCAGAUGGCUGUGACUUCACCUUCUACGCGGUGGCGAGCUUGGAGAGGUUGCAGGCUGCGGCAGAGUACCUGGCGUCUCACCAAUGGAGCUGCUUCCUUACAGGCGGCUGGAGCCGGACCUGGACUGCGUCAUCCUCCAGCAUGGCGCUGCGCUGCGCUUCUGCCUGAGGA
Molecule: messenger RNA, 963 nt
Organism: Effrenium voratum
Lineage: Eukaryota; Dinophyceae; Suessiales; Symbiodiniaceae
Source: the annotation of a GenBank genome assembly